CGCCAAUCAAACUCCCAUUCCACAAUAUUACUCACACACAGUCAAAGACCUGAUUGAUGCUAUAAGAAUCAAAGCGUCAUCGCUGUCUCCCUCUCAUUCCCCUCUUCUUUCUUCUCUCAAGAAUGGAGCUUUUAGCAGCAGUUGUUCAGCAAUUCACACACGCGGCAGAACCCUUCAUCUGGGCACCUGUAUUAUCGACAAUAUUCACAAUUUUAGCAGUUGUAGCAGGAUUCUUGGUCUACUUCUAUGAACCUUAUUGGGGUGUUAGAAAAGUGCCUGGCCCUCCCGCAAUGCCCUUACUCGGACACCUUCCUUUGCUUGCUAAGUAUGGCCCUGACCUCUUCUCCAUUCUUGCCAAGCAAUAUGGUCCUAUUUUCAGGUUUCACAUGGGCAGACAACCACUAGUAAUUGUAGCAGAUGCAGAACUCUGCAGGGAAGUUGGUAUAAAGCAAUUCAAGUACAUCUCCAACAGAAGCAUCCCAUCUCCUAUAGCUGCCUCCCCUCUUCAUCAGAAAGGCCUAUUCUUCACUAGGGAUGCUAGAUGGUCGACGAUGCGAAACACAAUACUAUCUGUUUACCAGCCAUCUCAUCUUGCCAAGCUGGUUCCUACCAUGCAAGAAUUCAUUGAAUCUGCUACUCAAAAUCUUGAUUCUAAAGAAUUUACUUUUUCUGACCUCUCCCUCAAAUUAGCCACGGAUGUGAUUGGACAAGCUGCGUUCGGGGUGGAUUUUGGCCUCUCCAAGACAAAAUCAGGCCAUGGUUCUCUCAAUGAAGUGUUUAGUAAACGUGAAAAUGAUCAGGUCCAAGAAUUCAUCAAUCAGCACAUUUAUGCUACGACGCAGCUUAAGAUGGAUUUAUCUGGCUCACUUUCAAUCAUAUUAGGCCUGCUCAUUCCUAUUGUCCAGGAACCAUUCCGCCAGAUUCUCAAGAGAAUACCAGGCACAAUGGACUGCAAAGUUGAUCGAACGAACCAGAAUUUGAGUCACCGUCUUGAUGAGAUUGUCAAGAAUAGAAUGAACGAGAAUGACCGUGGCUCUAAAGAUUUCCUUUCACUUAUACUCAGAGCAAGAGAGUCAGAGACAGCUGCAAAGAAUGUCUUCACACCAGAUUAUAUCAGUGCAGUAACUUAUGAGCACCUAUUGGCUGGAUCAGCAACUACAUCAUUUACAUUAUCUAGUAUUAUUUAUCUGGUUGCUUGUCAUCCAGAAGUUGAGAAAAAGGUGUUAGAAGAGAUUGAUGCAUUUGGUCCUCAUGAUCAGAUGCCUACAGCCCAUGAUCUUCAACACAAGUUUCCGUAUCUUGAUCAGGUGAUUAAAGAAUCAAUGAGGUUCUACACCGUCUCUCCCUUAGUCGCCAGAGAAACAUCAGCAGAAGUUACUAUUGGAGGUUAUGUCCUCCCAAAGCCUUUUGAGGGACUCAUUCUCUUGCAGGGGACAUGGGUGUGGUUGGCUCUUGGAGUUCUAGCAAAAGAUCCAAAACAUUUCCCUGAACCAGAGAAGUUCAGACCAGAGAGGUUUGAUUCAAAUGGUGAGGAGGAAAAAAGAAGGCAUCCUUAUGCCAACAUUCCAUUUGGAAUAGGGCCUCGAGCAUGCAUUGGACAGAAAUUCUCCUUGCAGGAACUUAAACUUUCUAUGAUUCAUCUAUACAGAAAAUAUGUAUUCCGGCAUUCUCCACAGAUGGAAAAUCCUUUAGAAUUUGACUAUGGCAUAGUACUUAACUUCAAACAUGGAGUAAAGGUUCAAGCCAUAAAACGUGCAUAGAAGUUGUGAAAACAGAUGUUUGCAUCACCUCAAAUAAUAAAAGGUGUAGUUUCAAAGAACAUUGAUGAUACGUUCUACUAA
This is a messenger RNA of Sesamum indicum (sesame), 1841 nucleotides long. Lineage: Eukaryota; Viridiplantae; Streptophyta; Magnoliopsida; Lamiales; Pedaliaceae. The record is from RefSeq and is a predicted model, not a curated record.